AUGGACAUAGAUGCUGAACGAGUGUGUAAAUCGUGUCAUGGAUGCCAAGUAGUCAGCCAGUAUAAUGUACCGGAACCCAUGAAACGGACCGAGAUGCCUACAGGCCCAUGGCAAGAUGUCGCAGUAGACUUGAUGGGGCCAAUGCCAACCGGAGAUUACUUGCUGGUAGUCGUGGAUUACUAUAGUCGAUACUACGAAGUUUCCAUUAUGCACUCAACAACUUCAGAAAAGAUUAUCAAAGCGCUAAACGAAAUUUUUGCUAGAUUUGGUUUUCCUUACUCGUUGAAAUCAGACAACGGGAGACAGUUUGUUAGUGAGGAGUUCAAGAGGUUUUUACAACAAGUGAAUAUUGAACACAGAACGUCACCACCACUUUGGCCACAAGCUAACGGUGAAGUGGAGCGCCAAAAUCGCACUCUUCUCAAGGCACUAAAAGUGGCCCAAGUUGAAGGCAAGGAUUGGAGAAAGGAGUUACCACAAUUCCUUCUUGCGUAUAGAACAACACCGCAAGUCACAACUGGAAAAACACCAGCGUUCCUUAUGUUCAAACGUGAACUGAGAAGUAAACUUCCAGAACUUAGGGGAGAUAUAGACGACUUUGAUGAGAACAUAAGGGAUCGCGAUUGGCGAAACAAGCUAGUACAAAAAGCUAAUGCAGAUGAAAAAAGGAGGGCAAAUGAUAGCACUAUUCUACCAGGAGACCAAGUACUACUACGGAACACUAAAACGUCAGGGAAGUUAGCUGCCAACUACGAAAAGGAGCCGUAUACGGUGGUCACGAAGGAGGGGAACGAAGUGAUGGUAGAGGCGGACGAUGGCUCGAUCUUUAGGAGAGACAGUUCAUUUGUAAAACCAUAUAAUAAUCCAGUGGAGACAGCUACGGAAAGCGAGUCCCAACAACAGCCGCAACCGGAUAGCGAAACGGUUAUCACCAAUAGACUUAAGCGGGAGAUUAGAUUACCCGAGCGAUUCAAUGAUUUUAUCAUGGACAAACCAAAGUGA
Messenger RNA from Dendronephthya gigantea, 1002 nucleotides. RefSeq lists its product as uncharacterized. Gene Ontology annotation, molecular function: nucleic acid binding. The transcript has a single exon. Lineage: Eukaryota; Metazoa; Cnidaria; Anthozoa; Malacalcyonacea; Nephtheidae. The coding region runs from base 1 to 1002 and encodes 333 amino acids. The record is from RefSeq and is a predicted model, not a curated record. Gene Ontology annotation, biological process: DNA integration.